AUGGUCGCCAACACUGAGCCCGCUGGUUACCAAGCCAGCUCCGCUUUGAAGUUCACCGAACCCACUUCAAACAAGACCAUCCAAGCCAAGCCUUCAGGCCCAAACAAGCUCUUCGCUAAGCCUGGAACUACCUUUGGCGACUGGCGAGAUGACCUCUACCGAGACGGUUACGCUGUCAUCAAGGGCGCCAUUCCCCAUGAGAGAGCUGAGAAGUAUGGCGAUGAGAUGCUUUCAUACCUCGAGAACUUCAACGGCGGCAUGGGCUUCAAGCGCGAUGAUCCUAGCACCAUCAAAGCCGAGACCCUCCCCGUCAUCACCGAAAAAGGAAUGAUCACAGGCUACGGCGUCGCUCACGAAUCCUUCGCUUGGGCUAUCCGCCAAGAACCUGGCGUCAUCGAAGCCUUCGAGCGCGUCUACGACACAAAGGACCUGAUUGUCUCUUUUGACGCUGUCAACACUUCUUUCCCCAACCGCAAAGACGUCAAGGUCAACAAACCCUGGCCUCACCAAGACCAAGACCCUGAGAACCCCGGUUUCCGCUGUCUUCAGGGCCUUGUCAACAUCUUCCCUAACGGUGACAAAGACGGUGGUCUCAUCGUUUGCAAGGGCGCACAUCUCCUCAGUGAAGAGUUCCACAAGGACUUCAAGGAUGAGCCAAACAAGAUCUGGGCUUGGACUCACGAGUGGUACGGUUUCACAGCAGAGGGCAUGGAGUGGUUGAAGAACAAGGGCUGCGAAUGGCAAAAGGUCAAUGCCGGCCCCGGCGAUCUUAUCGUCUGGGACUCUCGCACUCCUCAUUACAAUGUUAGCCCUGAGGGUACUCAGCCGCGAUUCUGCACUUAUACGUGCUACAUGCCUGCUGCGGAUGCUACGCAGGAGGAUUUGAAGAGGAAGAAGGCUGCCUUUGAGAAUCUGCAGGGAACGACGCAUUGGCCUAAUGCUAUGCAUGUUGGAGGAAUUCCUGUUUUGAGAAAUGGAGAGCCUUGUCCUUAUAAUACCAACAAGCCGAGGGAGGCACCUCAGUUGACGAACCGGGGAUUCCAGUUGAUUGGUAUUCCGUAUAUUACUGCAUAA
Messenger RNA from Fusarium redolens, 1074 nucleotides. RefSeq lists its product as uncharacterized. The record is from RefSeq and is a predicted model, not a curated record. The transcript has 2 exons. NCBI's taxonomy places the organism in Eukaryota, Fungi, Ascomycota, Sordariomycetes, Hypocreales, Nectriaceae. The coding region runs from base 1 to 1074 and encodes 357 amino acids.